UGGUCCUCAGUAGAUUGUGUCGAAUGUUCGGUUGCGCUUUGGUUUGCGAUGUCUUUAUAUUAACACGUAAAAUUAUAACGAUAGAACAGCGACAAAAUGGGUGAAAUGAAAUCGAAUGAUUUCAACAGUCUCAAAAGAGCUGAAAAAUUCAGAAAAGUAGCCAAACAUAUCGAGGAUAAGUGGAAGCUCGUCCCUGCAUUCCUCAAAGGCAAAGGCCUCGUUAAGCAACACAUUGAUUCGUUCAAUUAUUUCAUUAAUGUUGAGAUAAAAAAAAUCGUCAAGGCAAAUGAGAAAGUAUUAAGUGAUGCUGAUUCCUUGUUCUACGUCAAGUACCUGAAUGUUUACAUUGGCACACCAGAUGUUGAGGAAAGUUUCAAUGUUAAUCGCAUAACAACGCCACAUGAAUGUCGACUCAGGGAUCUAAACUAUUCUGCACCUAUAUCAGUGGACAUUGAAUAUACCAGAGGCAAUCAACGCAUCAUUAGAAAUAACUUAUUGAUUGGAAGAAUGCCCAUAAUGUUGCGGAGUUCCAAUUGUGUUCUGAAUAACAAGUCUCACUUCGAGUUGGCAAAAAUGAAUGAGUGCCCUCAUGAUCCGGGUGGUUAUUUUGUCAUAAAUGGGCAGGAAAAGGUGAUUCUGAUCCAAGAACAGAAAUUGAGAAACAGAAUUAUUCUGGAGGAAGAUAACAAAGGUUGUAUUGUCAGUUCAUGCAACAGUUCCACCCAUGAACGAAAGACUAAAACAAACGUUGUUGGGAAAGGCGGAAAAUAUUACAUGAGACAUAAUAUUUUUCAAGAUGAUAUUCCUAUUGUAGCAGUAUUUAAGGCUAUGGGCAUUGUAUCUGAUCAAGAAAUAAUGCAACUAAUAGGAACUGAAGAAGAAUACAUGAGAAGGUUUUCGGCUUCGUUAGAAGAAUGUCACACAGCAAAUGUUUUCACUCAAGACCAAGCAAUCAGAUAUUUAAGUAAUAGAAGAAAACAGAAGCGAUUUCCCACUAGUAAAAUGGGCGUUGUUGAUGAAAUAAAGGAUAUCUUGGCAAUAAACAUCCUAUCACAUGUUCCGGUAGUAGACUUCAACUUCAAAGUCAAAGCAACUUACAUUGCAUUGAUGAUACGUAAGGUUAUGCAAGGCCAGAUUGAUAAAACGCUAAUCGACGACAGAGAUUAUUACGGUAACAAGAGGCUGGAAUUAGCUGGUUCCCUACUGUCUCUCAUGUUUGAAGAUUUAUUCAAAAGAUUUAACUGGGAGCUCAAACAAAUUGCAGACAAAAAUAUUCCCAAGAUCAAAGCAGCCCAGUUUGACAUCGUUAAACACAUGAGGCAAGACCAAAUUACAAAUGGUUUAGCAUUUGCUAUUUCUUCGGGUAAUUGGACCAUAAAACGGUUCAAAAUGGAACGUCAAGGUGUAACGCAAGUCCUUUCAAGAUUGUCGUAUAUAUCUGCCCUAGGAAUGAUGACCAGAGUAAAUUCACAAUUUGAAAAAACAAGGAAAGUUUCUGGCCCCCGCUCCCUACAGCCUUCCCAAUGGGGAAUGAUGUGUCCUAGCGAUACGCCAGAAGGAGAGGGCUGCGGUCUAGUCAAAAAUCUAGCAUUAAUGACUCACAUCACAACAGAGGUGGAAGAGGAGCCAAUUAUCAGACUAGCCUACAAUCUUGGAGUAGAAAACGUCAAUAUUUUGGGAGGUGAAGAAAUAAACAACAAAAAUGUGUACAUGGUUUUCUUGAACGGCAAUAUUCUAGGAAUUACUAAAAAUUACAUCCGACUUGUCAAUGUAUUCAGAUUGUUACGCAGAAAGGCCAUGAUCAAUGGCUUCAUUUCAAUAUAUCCUCAGCAUCAUCAUAGAUGUGUGCAGAUAUGUUCGGAUGGUGGCAGACUGUGCAGACCUUAUAUUAUAGUCAAAGAUGGAGAAUCUCUUGUUCAGCAAAAACACAUCGAAGCACUAAAACAUGGCUUCAAAACGUUUGACGACUUCUUGCACGAAGGUCUCAUAGAAUUCUUAGAUGUGAACGAGGAAAAUGAUAGCUCAAUUGCUUUCAAUGAGUCCCAAAUUGAAGCAGGAACGACUCACUUGGAAGUAGAGCCAUUUACUUUGCUCGGCGUUUGUGCUGGCUUAGUGCCGUAUCCUCAUCACAAUCAGAGUCCUAGAAAUACAUAUCAGUGUGCUAUGGGUAAACAAGCUAUGGGAACUAUAGGAUAUAACCAGCGUAAUCGCAUAGAUACACUAAUGUACAAUCUGGUUUACCCGCAAGCUCCAAUGGUCAAAUCUAGGACCAUAGAACUGAUCAAUUUCGAUAAACUCCCCGCUGGACAAAAUGCAACAGUUGCGGUGAUGUCCUACAGUGGAUACGACAUAGAGGAUGCGCUAAUUUUAAAUAAAGCAGCGAUUGACAGAGGUUAUGGAAGAUGUUUAGUCUACAGAAAUGCUAAAUGUACUUUAAAAAGAUAUGCAAAUCAAACUUACGAUAGAAUAAUGGGCCCUAUGAUAGAUUCAAAUUCUAAAAAACCCAUUUGGAAACAUGAGAUAAUAGACAAUGAUGGUAUAGCUGCCCCUGGAGAAAUGGUAGAAAAUAAAAAAGUCAUGGUGAACAAAUCUAUGCCUGCGGCAACAAUGAACCCUGUAAAUCCUGCUAAUGUUCAGACUCAACCUGAUUAUUGUGACGUACCAGUUCUCUUCAAAGGAUCAGUUCCAGCCUACAUUGAAAAAGUUAUGGUAUCCAGUAAUGCGGAUGAUGCAUUUUUAAUAAAGUUGUUGCUACGACAAACUAGACGGCCUGAAAUUGGUGAUAAAUUUAGUAGUCGACAUGGACAGAAAGGUGUAACAGGUCUGAUUGUGGAACAAGAAGACAUGCCAUUCAAUGACCUAGGUAUCACACCAGACAUGAUCAUGAAUCCACAUGGAUUUCCCUCAAGAAUGACAGUAGGUAAACUCAUCGAAUUACUUGCUGGCAAGGCUGGUGUAGCUGAAGGGAAAUUCCACUAUGGAACAGCGUUUGGUGGUUCAAAAGUAGAAGAUGUUUGCGAGGAAUUGGUAAAACAUGGCUAUAAUUAUAUGGGUAAAGAUUUUUUCUACUCUGGUAUUACCGGGGAACCACUCCAGGCAUAUAUAUACUCUGGUCCGGUGUACUAUCAGAAAUUGAAGCAUAUGGUUCAAGACAAGAUGCAUGCUCGUGCUAGAGGACCAAGAGCAGUUUUAACACGCCAGCCAACAGAGGGAAGAGCUAAGGAAGGAGGUUUGCGCUUGGGCGAGAUGGAGAGAGAUUGCUUAAUUGGUUAUGGUGCUAGCAUGAUGUUAAUUGAGCGUUUGAUGAUUUCAAGUGAUAUGUUCGAUGUUGAUGUAUGCAAUACGUGUGGACUAAUGGCGUACAGAGGCUGGUGUCAUAGUUGCCAGACAAGUGCUUCCAUUUCUACAAUAUCCAUACCUUAUUCAUGUAAACUUUUAUUCCAAGAGUUACAAUCUAUGAAUAUUGUACCAAGGUUAACGCUGAAGAACAGUGGUGACUGAAACGAAUGGAAAAUUUAAUAAGAACAUUAAAAGUGUGGGUGUCAGUAAUAAGUAUUUUUUUUUUUUUCAUUUACAACAGUUAAGUAGUACUAAGGAGUAUAGUCCUAUUCUUUACAAUCUUCUGGCGAUCUCAGUACAUGUACACUUGAGAAAAUGAAUCUGAGACUGGUAAUUUUUUUACACUAGACAGUUAUGUUGGCAACACAGAGAAACGUACAGCGCCACAGUCGGCCGAGCGCGAAACUAACUCAAUCUCAAUAAACAAAACAUAACCCAUGACCGUCGAAUCUAACCUUAGAAUACGUGUCGAUCACAGUCUUACAUACGGGACUUGCAACGAACUGAAAUUUGAGUGGUGGGGGUAGCCGCGUGAUUGUCUACAUUUUUUUUUGCCACUACUGGCCACUACGCAGCGCUGUCAGUUAUUCAUAAACAAAUGAGUGACAUUACACGUAAGGUUACCUGUGUAUGAGUAUCAAAAAGAUUGGUAGGGUUCCGCCAAAUAAUAAUAAUAAGCUUAUGAAUAACUCGUAGCGCCGCUCUUGUGGCCAUAAGUUGUACUUUUGUUUCGGACGUGAACUGACCAUCCCCCACCACGUUCGUUGCAAAACCUGUAUGUAAGACCAUGGUGUCAAUACAACAAAUCAUUAUCCCCGCGGUAUUUUAAGCAUGGACACUAGAGGUAAGGAGCCCGUACGCUAUACUAUGAAUGUGGAUCCUGAAAGCGAUGAAAAAGAUAUGUAGGCUGUGGUGGCGUUGUGUCCUUAGUAUAGGGUCAAUGCCACACUUCACAUCCUAUACUGACAACACAAGCGCGCUCGUGACUAGUUUAGAACUACAACCAACGUAUAUCUUUUUCGUCGAUUUCACGGUCCAAAUUUAUCAUGAUUCUCCUAUGCCGUUCGGGCUCCUGACCUCUAGUCUCCAUGAUUUUAAGGUUAGUUUCGACGGUCAUGGGUUAUAUUAUGUUUAUAGUAUUUCGGUGAUGAGGCAGCCGGACCACCUCGUAAGGUGGAAAUUCCAGAAGCCACAAGCAGAAUGCAGUAAGUUAUUGCGCAUGCGCUAUGGCUUUUAUCGUACUUUCUGCAUUCUGUUUAUAGCUUCUGGAGUUUUGUGUGUUUCGGCCUUAAUUCUUACACCGUGGUUCAAAUAGAUUAUAACACAAGAAAAUCAUGUGACGUUGCAAAAUUUAUUUUCUGAUUAUUUGAGGAAUUCAAUGCUCACAAUUAUUCGUUGGAUGGCGUUACUGUCGCUACCCAACUACCUAGGGGUAUGUUCCGAUAUACACUGCGAGCACUGUUCAGUGCUCUUACUGGGGAGAAAUUCGUUCCGUUAUAGACGGACAGUAUACAGUCGCAGUAUCCUAGGGAAAUAUAUGACGUCAUAAAUCGUCGCCAUUUUUCUACUGUGAACACUGGUGCUUUCGAGGUAAGGUGCUCUCAGUGCUUUGAUCACGUGAUCAACAGCGUUCAGAAAUUUAACAGCUUCCACUAUUGAUAAUUAUUAUUAUUGAAUAUUGUCAUUUAAAAAUAUCGGCCGUUAAAAACAAAAAUGGAAAAUUUGAAUAAAUUGUGUUUAUUGCAAUGUGAAACAAAUAUUAUGUAUGAAAUGAAAGUAACGCCAAAAAAUGUCGAUCACAGUAUACUGUACUGCGUUCCGUUUUAAGCAGUAACCAGUAUAGCUAACUAUACAGGAACGGCUUCGCAGUAUACUAAAUUGACGUCACACCUUACAGUGCUCGCAGUGUAUAUCGGAACAUACCCUAAGGCGUUACGCAAUACACUGUACAGUAUCAUGUAACCCAUGCAUAUCUAUAUUAAAUUUUUCCCUCAACGUCCGUAUACCUGCAUUUAAUUUAAUUUAAUUGCUCAUAACUUUUGCAAUUAUCAUUCUUAAGGUUAUUAAGAAAUACCUCCCAAUUAUGUUUAAAAUCUUAGGUGAAAUUUUUUGCCUGAAUUUUAACGCUGAAAUUUAGUCGUUCAAAAAACACUGUCACUGAGGCGCUGGCAACCAUGACGCCUGUAACCCGGCAACUCAACUUACAGGCAUCAACGUGCAAAAAAUACUUAACCUCAAACAUGAAGAAAUCGUAACAAAUCCACCUGCCGUGGUUGAAGCAAAUACGCGCGCGUCAAAAUGAGUGAGCUCACCAUGGAAGAAAAAGUAUAUCUUAUUGAGUGCUUCUUCUCGAGAGGAAAAAUAUAUAGUAAUGCGUAUAGAGGGUUUCGUACUAAGUUUGAAACUCAUAGAGUUGCCAGUGAAAACACUCUGAAAAGGAUAAUCGAUAACUUUGUGGAGUAUGGUACACUCCAGGACCGUAGACACGAGUUGCCAGGUCCAUCUGUUACAGUGACUACACCAGAGAAGAUCAACGAAAUUGAGAAUUAUUUCAAAUAAAAUCCAAAUGAUUAGAUUCGGAAAGCUGUUCAACCAUUAAAAAUAACCAAAUCAUCAUUACACAACAUUUUAAAAUAUUUUUUAAAGUUACAUCUAUAUAAAAUAAGCACUCAUCAAUUGUUAACUGAACAUGCCAUGACGAAACGCAUUGAAUUUUAUAACACUAUUACAGGAAUGUUUGAAGCCGAAGAACUUAAUGAGAAAUUGAUUAUUUAUUGCGAUGAAGCACAUUUUUGGAUGAAUGGGUACGUAAACAAGCAAAGGUACCGGUUUUGGGGAACGCAAAAUCCCAACAUAUCGCUAGCGAAGUCCUUUCAUCCACGGAAAGUAACGGCAUGGGCAGCAAUUUUGGUAAAAGGAAUUUAUUUGCAAUUCUUGGAAUCUACGGUAACAGCAGAAAGUUACAAACAGCUUUUGGAAACGAAAUUCUUUCCUUAUGCAAAAAAGAGGGGACUGGUUAAAAAUUUUUACUUCAUGCAAGAUGGAGUGACCCCGUACCAGACUCAUGAGGUGUUUGAAGCUAUUCAUCGCGUAUAUGGGACUCGAGUAAUCGGUCUGGGGUACCGUAAAUUUGCUAAAGGCAGACUAGAAUGGCCUCCGUACUCACCAGACCUGGACCCUUGUGAUUUUUUCUUGUGGGGUAAUGAAAAUGCAUCUUUACCUCUACUAAUUUCAGAAGUAUACCGCCUGAUACCAUACAUUGGGUCGGAAUAUGUACAUUUUCACCCAAAAAAUAUGCCUGAUGUUAAGAUAGAUAAAAUUGAAAUUAUUGGCAUUGUCACAGACAAGAUAGAACUGCAAAAAUACAUCUCAUAUACUGUGGAUGACAGCACUGGCAUAGUUCCGGUAUUAUGUCCAAAGAAACCAGUAAAUGAAGAUGAGUCAACAGAUUCUCAAGAGUCAAGUGAUGAUGAGUCUUUUGCCCAUAAGGA
Messenger RNA from Neodiprion virginianus, 6830 nucleotides. RefSeq names its product DNA-directed RNA polymerase III subunit RPC2 (gene RpIII128). Gene Ontology annotation, molecular function: DNA binding; DNA-directed RNA polymerase activity; ribonucleoside binding. Gene Ontology annotation, cellular component: RNA polymerase III complex. The record is from RefSeq and is a predicted model, not a curated record. Bases 97 to 3501 code for a protein of 1134 amino acids. Lineage: Eukaryota; Metazoa; Arthropoda; Insecta; Hymenoptera; Diprionidae. The transcript has 21 exons. Gene Ontology annotation, biological process: DNA-templated transcription.